Molecule: messenger RNA, 900 nt
Organism: Lachancea sp. 'fantastica'
Lineage: Eukaryota; Fungi; Ascomycota; Saccharomycetes; Saccharomycetales; Saccharomycetaceae
Source: the annotation of a GenBank genome assembly
AUGUCCUCAAACAAUCGUAAGAAACUUCUACUGAUGGGCCGUUCAGGCUCCGGUAAAUCCUCGAUGAGAUCCAUCAUUUUUAGCAACUAUUCAGCAUUCGACACCAGACGACUUGGAGCUACUAUAGACGUGGAACAUUCACAUUUGAGGUUUUUGGGAAAUAUGACACUCAACCUGUGGGAUUGUGGGGGUCAAGACGUGUUUAUGGAUAACUAUUUCUCUCAACAGAAGGAUCAUAUUUUUCAAAUGGUUCAGGUCCUUAUCCAUGUUUUCGACGUUGAGUCGCAAGAGGUGAUUAAAGACAUCGAAAUUUUCACUAAGGCGUUGAACCAGCUCAAAAAGUACUCUCCGGAUGCCAAGAUAUUUGUCUUACUGCACAAGAUGGACCUCGUGCAGCGAGACAAGAGACAAGAGCUUUUCCAAAUUAUGAUGAGCAAACUACAGGAAACGUCCGCAGCGUACGGGUUCCCAGAGCUCGUUGGUUUCCCAACGUCCAUCUGGGAUGAAAGUCUCUACAAGGCAUGGUCGCAAAUAAUAUGUUCGCUGAUUCCAAACAUGGCAACGUACCAGGUGAAUUUGAAGAAAUUGAAAGCGGUAAUGGACGCAAGAGAAAUCAUCCUAUUUGAGCGGGCCACAUUUCUGGUAAUAUGCUCCAGCAAUACCACCAGCGGUGAACUCUUAGAUCCCAAGCGCUUUGAGAAGAUUUCCAACAUCAUGAAGAAUUUCAAACAAAGUAGCAUGAAACUCAAGAGCUCUUUCAGAACGUUGGUUCUCGACAACACGAUUUUUGUUAGCGAACUUUCAUCUAAUAUGAUGUGCUUCAUAGUGCUGAACAAAUCAGACAGCCCGCAGGAACUAAUACUGGAAAACAUAAGAAAGGCAAGGAUUCAUUUUCAAUAG